This is a messenger RNA of Aplysia californica (California sea hare), 1587 nucleotides long. RefSeq lists its product as uncharacterized. Lineage: Eukaryota; Metazoa; Mollusca; Gastropoda; Aplysiida; Aplysiidae. The record is from RefSeq and is a predicted model, not a curated record.
AGAAAGGGUUAAGUUGUGUGGAGACGACAAGAAAACUACAACAGAGGUACACUACAAUCUAGAUCUAUAGAUCUUGCCUAUUUUGGUUUGAGGACAUUGGCUACACUGUGACUUAUCACUCGUGUUUAUUUUCAAGACCAGGACCCAUAUUUUAAGAUACGUUGGAUAUUUGCCUCCAGUAGAAUGUGCGAAAAUGGCAGUUGGACAGUCUAAAAUAAAAUAUUACAAAAAUAAUCAUGAGCUUUGAGACGUAUCUGAGACAUCCACACAAGUAAAUCACACCAGCCCGCAAAGAAAUACCCGCAAUAAGGAAGAUGACGAAAGUAAAGACGAUCCUGAAGGAAUUCUGCUCGGCAAAAGACAUCCUGGCCAUCAACAGACUGGGUCUCCUUAGCAAAGAUGAGGAGAGAGAGUCACAACCCGUGCCCUGGAGACACCGACUGCACAGAAAAGAGAGACGAGAGCUGGUCCGCUCCGAGAUGCGCAUGUCUCUCCGUCCGUCCGGCCGGCUGAGCACACGGGACAAGGCCAAGGCCGUGAGCGAGGCGCGUGCACCUCAGCACUCACGCAUGGGCGAGCACCUCAUCCACAUCAACAGUAAAGGUGGCACCACACGGGGCGGGGAGAUGAGCCGACUCAGCCAGUAAAAUCCAGAGCCACAGUGAUUAAGAAGCGUGGCAUCGACCCAGACGUGAUCAGCAUGCCCAGCUACAUGCGGCCCCUCAAAUGUCACUCCCGCACGCCGUCCACCCUCACCACCAUUGAAGCUUUCACAGUGGAGACCCGCCGCAAGAAAAACAUGUGGGAGGAGGCGAUGGAGGACAAGGAAGACCUUAAGUUCAAGUGUACAGCUCGCCCAUCGGCCCGUCUCACGCCACAUGAGAUACAGCAGCUCAAGGUGGGCUACACACUGCACAAACCAACCCAAGAAUCGAUUGCAGAAUCGAAGUUGGCGUCCGAGAAAACGACCCGACAGAAAUCUGCCCGACGUCCCAAGUCGUCUCCGGGGGACGCCAGAUCGACAUCUCCCGUCUUUAUCACUGAACUUCGUCCUAAAUCUCCGACACCAGAAGAGAAAAGUGCCUUUUCAGCCAUCUCGAAAUCGGUGUCGUUUUUAGACAAACACAGUGAAAACGAGAAACCAAAAUCUCAGUCAUUCCCGUUCGCGAGUUCCUUCCGCUAUCGAGAUAAUAUGAAACCACAAAGUGCUGGUGCUGCUACUGGUAGCAGAGGGAAGAAAAGUGCUGCAGCAAAGUCCUCCUCGAUGUACGGUAGGGAGGGCAGUGUUUCUGCUGAUGCAGGGGCGAGGGGGAGACAGGGGAGUAAAUCUAGCACUCUCACUCGCAGCACUUACAGAGGGGACAGCUCUGGUAAAAAAUCUCUGAAAUACGAAACUGGCAUCACGGACAGGAGUUUCAAAAGAAAAGAUGGGAAAAAGAAAGACUUUCUCGCUGUCAUUCUUGAUGAUGAGUGACAGAGUUGUGUGAUCAGUUUUCUGAAACGUUCGAGAAAUGAACUACAUUAUGUACAUCCAUUAUUCAUGUAUUAUUAAAUAAGGUUUGAAAAUAAAGCGCCAUAUAUCUUGAA